GAUGAGGUCGGUCCUGCAGUUGAAGUGUUUAAUAACUGAGCAAGCAACAAUGCGCGAUGCAAUUUGAUGGUUCAUGCAGGGCGCCAUGCCAUGCGUUCACGGACUGCAAGCUCGAUCUGCCCCUGUUGCGUGUCGGUCCACGCAUGCGUGUAACCACCGCAAUCGGCCACACUAUAUAGAGCUCAGGGGAGCAGCAGUGCUGGGACACCGGACGGACUCCAUUAUCCACAGCAGCAGCUCAAUCAAUCAGUCCGAGAGGCAGCCUAUUCUUGCCAAUCCCAGAGUCGAGCAAUCUAGCUAGCAUCAUCCAUGGCGCCGGCGUCCUUGUUGUUGACGCGAGUGGCGGCGGCGACGGUGGCCGUGGCGUGCGUGGUGGCGCUCGGCGCCAUGGCGCAGCAGCUGUCGCCGACGUUCUACGACGCGAGCUGCCCCAACCUGCAGAGCAUCGUGCGCUCCGGCAUGGCCGCCGCCGUGCAGCAGGAGCCCCGGAUGGGGGCCUCCAUCCUCCGCCUCUUCUUCCACGACUGCUUCGUCCAGGGGUGCGACGCGUCCGUGCUCCUCGACGACUCGGCGACGCUGACGGGGGAGAAGAACGCGGCGCCCAACGCCAACUCGCUGCGGGGCUUCGAGGUCAUCGACGCCAUCAAGUCCCAGGUGGAGGCCGCCUGCCCCGGCACCGUCUCCUGCGCCGACAUCCUCGCCCUCGCCGCGCGCGACGGCGUCAACCUGCUGAGCGGGCCGACAUGGGCGGUGCAGCUAGGGCGGCGGGACACGCGGACGGCGAGCCAGUCGGCGGCGAACAGCAACCUCCCGUCGCCAUCCUCGAGCGCGGCGGCACUGGUGUCGGCGUUCGCGUCCAAGGGUCUGGACUCGCGGGACCUGGUGGCGCUCUCCGGCGCGCACACGAUCGGGGCGGCGCGGUGCGCGAGCUUCCGGUCGCGGAUCUACAACGACAGCAACAUCAACGCCGGGUUCGCGGCGAAGCGGAAGCAGAUCUGCGGGCCGCAGUCGGGCGGCACCGACGGCAACCUGGCGCCGCUGGACGCCAUGAGCUCCGUCAAGUUCGACAACGGCUACUUCCGGGACCUCGUGUCCCAGUUCGGCCUCCUCCACUCCGACCAGGAGCUCUUCGGCGCCGGCGUCGUCGACUCCGUCACGGCGAGGUACGCGCGCAACGGCGCCGCCUUCUCGUCGGACUUCGUCACCGCCAUCGUCAAGAUGGGUAACAUCAGCCCGCUCACCGGCUCCUCCGGCGAGAUCCGCUACUGUAGGGUUGUGAUGGCGAGGCGGUUGCUGCUCCUGCCGGCGCUGCUGGUCGCCGCCGCGCUCGCGGGCGGCGCGGGCGCGCAGCUCUCGGCGGGGUUCUACUCGUCGACCUGCCCCACCGUGGAAAGCGUCGUGCGCCAGGCCAUGUCGCAGGCCGUCACGAACAACACCCGCACCGGCGCCGCCAUGCUCCGCCUCUUCUUCCACGACUGCUUCGUCAAUGGCUGCGACGCCUCGCUGCUGCUGGACGACACGCCCACGACGCCCGGCGAGAAGGGCGCCGGCGCCAACGCCGGCGCCUCCACCUCCGGCUUCGACCUCAUCGACACCAUCAAGACGCAGGUCGAGGCCGCCUGCCCCGCCACCGUCUCCUGCGCCGACAUCCUCGCCCUCGCCGCCCGCGACGCCGUCAACCUGCUCGGCGGCCCGAGCUGGGCGGUGCCGCUGGGCCGGCGGGACGCGACGUUCCCGAACAGCACGGGCGCCGGGACGGACCUGCCCGGCCCUGACACCGACCUGGACGGCCUGGUGGCCGGGUUCGCCGCCAAGGGCCUGACGUCGCGGGACCUGGCGGCGCUGUCGGGCGCGCACACGGUGGGGAUGGCGCGGUGCGCGAGCUUCCGGACCCGCGUCUACUGCGACGACAACGUGAGCCCGGCGUUCGCGGCGCAGCAGCGCGGGGUGUGCCCGGUCCCGGCCGCGGGCGGCGACGACGCGCUCGCGCCGCUCGACUCGCUCACUCCGGACGAGUUCGACAACGGCUACUACCGGAGCCUGAUGACCGGCGCCGGCCUGCUGCACUCGGACCAGGAGCUCUUCAACAACGGGGCGCUCGACUCGCUGGUCAGGCUCUACGGCACCAACGCCGACGCCUUCUCGUCGGACUUCGCCGCGUCCAUGGUCAGGCUCGGCAACAUCGCCCCGCUCACGGGUGCCGCCGGGGAGAUCAGGCUCAACUGCAGGACAGUCAAUUCGUGACUUCAGUUUCAGAAUCACAAGGGAUGCGAAUCUGUUUGACUCGUUCAUUGAUUCGAUUCCAUGCGACGAAUGAAGCAUGACAGGAAUGAAAAGUAGAAAAAUAGGAUUCGAAUGAUUCCAUUCCAUUGCAUCAUUGAAUUGAUACUGUUCUUUUCCCCGCAACCACAAAGGAGUUGUAGAGUUUUCUCCAUUUCUUCGAAGAUUUGGAAUUUCGAAAGCGACGUAUGUACAUUCUCUUGGAAAUAUCACUUAGGCAUUUUCUUAUUUUAA
Molecule: messenger RNA, 2514 nt
Organism: Sorghum bicolor (sorghum)
Lineage: Eukaryota; Viridiplantae; Streptophyta; Magnoliopsida; Poales; Poaceae
Exons: 6
Coding region: 310-2244 (644 amino acids)
Biological process (GO): hydrogen peroxide catabolic process; response to oxidative stress
Molecular function (GO): heme binding; peroxidase activity
Source: RefSeq, a predicted model, not a curated record